AAUAAAAUACAACAAAGACUCAAAGAGACAGAAAAGUCGGAGAAAAAAAUAGUAAGUUUUAUAGAGUAGUCUUCUAGUAGUGGAUGCUGAAACAGGCAACCAACUACAAACAAGCUUGUGUACGAUCACCAUCUCUUUUCAUCCAAACUAACCCAUCUCUUUCUUCUUCAAUCUUCUAUUUUUAUUAUUAGUAGUAUAUAAUUACCAACCUUCAUUUCUUUACUUUCUUUUUCACAAACCUACCAAAAAAAUUGGACCUUCUUAAAUCUCCAUUUACAGUAAAAAAAAAGUCCCCCCCUUUUUUUUUUCUUCUCCUUAAAGAUUCAUUCUUUGUGAUCUCCAUUGAUUUUAUUGAAUUACCCAUUAUUGAGAAUCCAUGGAUUUUUCAUUCAAAACUAAUUUUUUGUAGAAUUAGAAACAUACAGAGAAAAAGAGAGGUUAGUUGAUUGCAAGUAAAAUAGAGAAAAAUGAGGACUCUUUGUGAUGUUUGUGAGGGUGCUGCUGCAAUCUUCUUUUGUGCUGCUGAUGAAGCUGCUCUUUGCCGUGCUUGUGAUGAGAAGUGUGAGAUUUGGCAAAUACUAACAGUAUUCACAAAGAGAAAGGAGGAGGUCCAUAUGUGUAAUAAGCUUGCUAGUCGGCAUAUACGGGUCGGACUUGCUGCCCCUAAUGCUGUACCAAAAUGCGACAUUUGUGAAAAUGCACCUGCUUUCUUUUAUUGCGAGAUUGAUGGGAGUUCGCUUUGCCUGCAAUGCGACAUGGUUGUUCAUGUUGGCGGUAAAAGAACUCACAGAAGAUAUCUCUUGUUGAGGCAGAGAGCGGAGUUUCCAGGGGAUAAAUAUGGGAAUGCUGAGGACAUGAAUUCACAGCAGGCUGACCGAACGGAAGGUAGAAGGGAGAAAGAGCAAAAUCAUGUAAUAUUUGUAGAUGGUAAUACUGUUCCUGAUGCUCAAAUGGAUACCAAUAUGAUUGAUCUCAAUGCUAGACCCCAAAGGACCGCCAAUCAGUCUCCUAACAAUCAGGGAAUGGAUGAUGUUUCUAGGGCUAAUGGUGAUUCGGCAAGCAUUGUUCCUGUUAGAUCUUUCAAAAGCGAGCCAGAAAAAUGAGCAAGGUUGCAGAGUGCAGAUCUGCAAAUUGGAGAUCCCAUAAAUCUGGUGGAUUGAUUACAACUUCCAAGCCAAAUGCUUCAUACUUUGGUGCUUGAGAGUUGAAAGCUUAUUCUUGCAUGUAAAACACCAAAAUCAUAGGCUUUAAAAGACAAUGAUCAUAUCUUGAAGUCCCAUAUCUGCAAUGCCCUUGAGGACAAAGUCCAUAAUAUAGCCUAUUGUAAGAAUCAUGGGCUAUAAACUGCGGCCAUUGUUGCCAUAAUGGAAGCAACUGUAUAAAUGAUGGUGUUCAAGUACAGUCGAUAUUGCACAGGUUCAACUUUUAUGUGUAUA
Molecule: messenger RNA, 1436 nt
Organism: Beta vulgaris subsp. vulgaris (sugar beet)
Lineage: Eukaryota; Viridiplantae; Streptophyta; Magnoliopsida; Caryophyllales; Amaranthaceae
Product: B-box zinc finger protein 19
Exons: 6
Coding region: 468-1103 (211 amino acids)
Biological process (GO): photomorphogenesis; regulation of DNA-templated transcription
Cellular component (GO): nucleus
Molecular function (GO): zinc ion binding
Source: RefSeq, a predicted model, not a curated record